AUCUGGUAGCAAACUGAGCGACAGCGUUCAACGUUCCUCCAGAACACUCUAACACCUCACACACACACGCAUGAACACACACUCUCUCUCUCCUCACACACUGGAAUGGCACUGCAGUGAGGCGCCUGUCCAUCACAGCUAAAGUAUCAACCAAUUAAGAGCCAAAAUGCCCAUCCUGAAGAAGCUGCCUGGCAGGUCCAAGAGUAACCACGACAACGUCGAGAUGGUGCUGAAGAGUAACCACAGCAACGGCGAGAUCAACCUGCAGAGUAACCUAGGCAACGGCGAGCUCAUCCUGCCCCCAUCCAGCCUCAACCCCUUUGAGGACAUGGAUCCAGACAUGGGCUUCAAUGAGGUGAUGUCGUCGCGAGAGGGCGAGGCGCUGGAGAACGAGGUAAAUGCCGAGUUGCACGGAGGGUUGAAGGUCACUGACAGGUCAAAGGGAACCUUGCCUCUCAGAGGGACCUUGGAACGCAUCUGCAGCUCGUCUACGGUGAAGACGCUGGGCAAACUCAGCAAAGGCCUCCGCAUCACUGGGCGAAACCUGCGGAGCUCCACCCUUCCGACCACGCCCACUUCAGGGAAGGAGAAGAAGAAGAAGAAGAAUCACCGCAGAGCAUCUGAGGAAAUCAUGACCCUGCUGAGGCUGGCGGGUCGGAAGAAGAAGAGUGAGCGGAGGGAGAGUCUUCCUGCGGGAGAUUUGAAUGGUGAGGAUGAUGAAGAUGCCCACCGGCGUCCCUCCUUCCUGCGCAGCCUCGGUAAGCUCCGAGGAGACUCGCUAACAAACCGCAACUCUCAGGAGGCCGAGCGGGAGAGCCCAGAGGAGGAGCCGUCGGUCAAACGCAGAGAGCCGCUCUCAGUCCUAGAAAUUCUGCAGCUUGUCAAUCAGAGGGACCUCCUCCUGGCCGACACCCACAUCCAAGAGCUGGAAAGAGAGUGUGCUUUGGACCCUGCCCUCUUCGCACAAACCCCACCAACCGCAACCACACCCACUGCCAUAACCCCUCCUCCUCUCUCCUCUCCUUUGCGGCUCCCCCUGGUGGCGGGGCUGUGUGAGGAGGAGCCCCCCAACGCGUGGGACGCGAGUCUCCGCAAGGUCAAAGACGUGGAGCUGCUGUACGAAGCGUUACAGAGGGAAAUGUGGGAUGUUGUGCGUGAGUCGCUACGGCAACCGUGUGCCGGCCCACAGCUGGGACUUGUGGUCCUCGUCAUCCAGCAGGAAGAACAUGCUGACCACGUGUGGAUGCUGCGCCAGGAGGCUCAGGCCAACCUACAGGAUGGGGACAAAGAGCUCCAUGAUGGGGACCGGUCUGACCUGCGCGAAGGGGCCCACUCCGACCUGCAGGAGGGGGCCCGUUCCUGCAAGAGGCCCAGGAAGCUGAGGCAGAAGUGGGCGGAGGCGGUGGGUGAAGCAGCUGAUUGGUCACUGCCGCAGCCGGGGGGUGUGGCCGCAGGGCAGAUGGGCAUGUUUUUGGAGCGGCUGAGGGGCCGGGUGGUGGAGGACAUGGAUGCGGCGAGGAGGAAUGUGCUGGCAGUGUAUCCGACAGAUUUCACUGUGCUUCAGGUUUAUAUGCAGAGUUACCACAGGGCUGUGGCCAAACGCCUAAAGACCAUCACCUCUGGGCCUGUGCAGAUCACUGAUAUCUACUCCCUUCUGGACUGGAUCUACAACAUCUACAACAGGGAUGUGUUGGCCACAGUGAAGACGAUGGGCUCUAUAGACUGCGCUGCUCUCGAGCCACUGUUACCUGAAGAAGUCAUCGACAGACUGGAGCAGGAGUGUCUCAACACUGUUUGGGACAAGGUAACUACAGAGCUGUCUCAGGUUCUGGAGGACGAGGAGAAGAGAUGGGCUCAGACGCUCCAGAUAGAAGAAUACCAGUCGGGCCUGGCGCGCUCAAUCAUACAGAGGCUGAAGGUUGACCUGGACAGAUCCACAGGUGUUAGCCAGCUGUUGGGCGCCCGAGUGGCCAGAUGCACUCUCAGUGGACUGGCCGACUUCCUGCAUAGUUUCCAGAGAAAAGUGGAGAUGUUCCAUGAGACUCAGGCAGAGUUCGGAGACCGAGGUGACGGUUAUGUUUCCAGGACCAUCGCGCUGGCUAACUGUGUUCCUCCAUUCAGGAGUUUUGUGGAGCGCUGCAGGCAGUGUGAUCCUCUGGGUAGUGAGGACUCGUCCCAGAGAGCGCACUCAUCACUCGAACGCAUCAUCAACCAGUCCGUACGGGUUCUGACCGACAGACUGUUUGAGAAUAUUAGGCCCUUCUUCGAUAAGCUGCUGAGGAAGAAAUGGCUGAAUAACACUGAGGCCUAUGAGAGCAUCGAGGCCUCCAUCAAACAGCACUUUAAAAAGUUCCGCAGGAUGGACUGCCCCCCAUAUCAGACGCUGGUGAACGAGGUGCACAGGCGGGUGAUGGUGGAGUACGUUCGGGCCAUCAUGAGGGGGCGGGUCAUCUGCACCUCACUCAAAAUGAGAAAGAGGCUGGCAUUCCGCCUGCAGGACGAGGCCAAACAGAUCAAAGCACUCUUCAAAGACCUGGAGUCCACCUGUUCGUGGCUGGAUAAUGUGAUUGGUCACCUGGCCGACAUCAUCCUCCUGGAGGACAUGCCCUCCAUUCAGAUGGAGGUGGGAGUGCUGGUCAAGGAGUUUCCAGAUAUUCGGAGGAAGCAUGUUUCUGCUGUGUUGAACGUGAGGGGCAUGGUGCAGCAAACGGAGCGUCAGGAGAUCCUUGCUGUCGUCCGGGACUUUGAGAACAACAGCGAUAUGCCCAGAGACCACGCCCUGUUCUCUGAGAUUGCCGUGGCAACAGACAUGCCCUGCCUGGGACUUGUUCUGAUCCGUUUUGCACUGACAGUGUCAUCGUGGGUGUCCAGUGCUCGCCCCCACAGGAGACACACCAGAAGAAGCGCAAAGCACAAAGAAGACGAUGCCAAUCAACACGUUAUACAAGUCAACCAGUAACCAGUGAGCAAGUCGACGGGUUACACAAGUCAAGCAGUAGCCAGUCAACAUGAUAAACAAGCCGAGCAGUAACCAAUCAACACGUUAAAUGAGUCAACCUUUAACCUACAACACGUGACACGAGUCAGCAGCUAGUAACCAGUCAAAACCUUAUGCAAGUCAACUACUAACCAAAAGGGCAAAAUGUUACGCAAGACAACCAGCUGCCAUUCAACAUGUUACACAAGUCAGCCAGUAACUGGUCAACACGUUGAACAAGUCAAGAGGUAACCAAUCAACACGUUACGCAAUCAGCCAAUAACCUGACAACACAGGUUACACAAGUCAAAGCAGUAGCCAGUCAACAUGUUACGAGUCAACCUGUAACCAAUCAACACGUUAAACGAGUCAACCUUUAACCUACAAGUAACCAGUCAAAACCUUAUGCAAGUCAACUGCUAACCAACAAGUCAACAUCUUACACAAGUCAGCUGGAAACUGGUAACCAGUUAACCAGUAACUGGUCAAGAUGUUGCACAAGUCAAGAGGCAACCAAAAGUCAAAAGUCAACAAAUCAACAUGCUUUACAGGCCAAUACGUAACCAGAACACGUUACACAAGUUAACAAGUAACCAGUCAACACGUAACACAAGUCAACCAGUAGCCAGUCAAUACGUUACUCAAGACAGUCAGUAACCAGUCAACACAUUAAGCCAGUCAGACAGUAACCACUUAGUGUGCUAAGCAAGCCAACCAGUGACCAACCAACAUGUUACACAAGUCAACCAGGAUCCAGUUAACUCUUUAUGCAAGUCCAUGAGAAAUCAGUCAACACACAAUGUAGUAACUAGUUGACGUAUUACACGAGUAAUUAGUGAACACGUUACACAAGUCAGCCACUAAGCAGCCAUCUUGUUCAACGGCUCAACGAGUACCCACUUAACAAGUUACACAAGUCAGCCAGCGACCAAAUAACACGUAACACCAGUCAAUGUCGUACUCAAGACAACCAGUAACCAGUCAAUACAGUACGCAAGUCAGCCAGUAACCAUGCAAUAUCUUAAGAAAAAGGGGUGUUUUCGUGGCAAAUCAACCAGUUGACCCUUCAACUCUUUAUGCAAGUCAAUAAGAAAUGUCAACACACUACAUAGUGACCAGUUAAUAUAUUACACAAGUCAGUCUGUAACUAAUCAACACAUCACAAAGGUUGACCAGUAAGAUGUCAGUUAAUCAGCAUUACAUAAAUCAAGCAGUGAUCAGUUGACACAUUACACAAAUCAGUAACCACUCAGCUAAUCAAUACAGCGUCUAGGAAAUACGACCCAUAGCUGACAAAAUCCAAUUACCAAUAACAACAUUCUAGCAGCCUCUGAUGAAAUGCAGAGUCCAGGGAUGUGUCAGAAGACAGAAAAGGGGGGGGGGAAAGAAGAAAACAGACGCGACUGCGUCCCUCGCAUUUUUUUGUGGCUUGCAGGACUCAAACAGGAAGUACUCUCCAUUAUUAACACAGCUAACAGGAAGUAGACUCAGCGACUGCCAAGUCAUCAGUCCCUGUGUCUGUCACAGCUAAUGGAGACGGAGCACCAUCCCAAGUCCAUCUAAACAAUGGAGUGCACUGGUGAAAGGAGACAGGGUCUCGUCCCAUUUAACCUUAUCAACACCCGCGUGUGCUGUAUUGCUAAAACUGCUGGAAAAUAAUAUAUAAAAAGUAAAUGCUUACUUUGAAAAAGUGUUUAUGGGUUCAUGCUAUGAUGAAGCAACAGUGGGUAGUUCCUUCCUUGCAUUAGCGAGGAGCUAAUCUCCACAGCUCUUUCGCUAAAAACAUCUUUUGCUAAUGUUUGUAUGUCAUGCAAUGCUAAUCGUAGAUUGGACAGCAGCGUAUGAGCGUGUAUGUGAGGAGCACGGCACAAGGUACUGCUCAUUCCCUAUUCCACCAGCGUAUUUCACCGAAAUCAACCAAAAAUAUCUACUGAGGUGUUGAGAAGACUGGAGUGGAGUCUGGAUGAACAGUAGGGGGCAGUGGUGGGAGAGCAGAAGUAGAGUUAUGGAGGGGAAUCUUGCUGCAAGUUGAUGUCAACACAUCCCUCUUCUAGGGUUUGUAGGUUUCAUGAAAAAACAAUGAAACAAGGUAGAAGUAGUUCCAAGGAAAGAUAGUCGUAAGUGCAUCUUAUACACCAAUGUUCAAAGGUUUGGAAUCACUUGGCCUUUUUUUUCUGAUUUUAUUCAAUAUUUCAAUAAUAACUUCUACAGUGUUAUAAACUUGAUAUCAGAAGGUGUUUUUUGAUGUUUUGUUCAUUAUUUCAGGCUAUUACAAUAUACUGGAGUUAUUUAUUUAUAGUAUAUGUUUUAUCCAGUCGGGCAUUCUGGAUGCUAAUUUAUUAUAACUUCAAGCCUGAUUAUUUCUCAGUUAUGAUUAUCAUUUCUUCCUCUUUUUAUAUCUUCCUACUAAUUAUCAUUUUAUACAUGUAUCUGCAAUAAAACUGGUUUGAUAGUAUUAAUCGUAGUGAUUCCAAUCUUUUGAACGACAGUGUGUCAGAUAAAGGGGAUGCUAGCUAGGAUGCUAGCAAAAGGGGUGAGGUUUCAGGCACGGCCUUCCAAACUUUAGUCAUAGCAUAACUUCAUUCGGCAUCCAAGAUGCUACAGAAAGAUGUGACGUGAAGGGAAACACCAUAAACUAGAACCAAACAUCUGAAGUGACAGGAAGUGAUCUUCACAGUAGAGAUGAAGCUGAAUACUAGCUUUUGUACAAAAAAGCUAAUGGCUGAAAAAGAAGCGACGCUACUGUCUAAGCAUUAGCUGGCUUAGACAGACAGCGAUGCCACAGCCGUCCGUAAGCAGGAGUCUAAGGGAGCAUAACUGGCCAUCUGAGUGGGUAGGAUGGUCCUCCCUCUCGCAAUGCUAGCCAAUGGGGGCGUCUGUUAGCUGACACAGAAUUAGCAGUUAGCAUUCUCCUCCAAACGUGUUGAGCUGUCCAAUGACGUUGCAUUAGAUUAGCGGCAGUUUGGAAAAUUGCGGUGGAGCUUUGGUGGAAACAUGCUAGCCGUCACCCUCCAAGCUUGGUAGCAUCAUGUGGUAGGGGUGGGAGCGGGACUGAGGACUGAAGAAAACUGGAAAUGAAUAAAGAAAUGAAUAUAUUCAGAAACGUUAGUCAUCAUAUAUGUAUAUGUAUCAUUCUAGCUGGUCUUGAACUGUAAUAUCUUUUCAGUUCCUUGCGUAUGUAUGUACAGUUCCUUACAGAACACUUUGAAUAAAAUAUGGACUGAAUGUAUUUGAUACAAAUGUCUUAAUGCUAAUCUUUAAGAAUUUUAGUAAAGAUAAUAAAAAACAACCCAUUGACUGGGUAAUAAACCAAAAAGCAGAGGA
Molecule: messenger RNA, 6301 nt
Organism: Colossoma macropomum (tambaqui)
Lineage: Eukaryota; Metazoa; Chordata; Actinopteri; Characiformes; Serrasalmidae
Gene: exoc3l2a
Product: exocyst complex component 3-like 2a
Exons: 13
Coding region: 167-2959 (930 amino acids)
Biological process (GO): exocyst localization; exocytosis
Cellular component (GO): exocyst
Molecular function (GO): SNARE binding
Source: RefSeq, a predicted model, not a curated record